Molecule: messenger RNA, 591 nt
Organism: Lodderomyces pseudojiufengensis
Lineage: Eukaryota; Fungi; Ascomycota; Pichiomycetes; Serinales; Debaryomycetaceae
Exons: 1
Coding region: 1-591 (196 amino acids)
Biological process (GO): ribosomal small subunit biogenesis
Cellular component (GO): 90S preribosome
Source: RefSeq, a predicted model, not a curated record
AUGGCUCCAAAUAGACGAGAAGAAAUCAAAAGAAAACAAGAGCUACAAGCAAAGUUUCAAUUUAGUAUAGCUCAAAACAAUAAUUUAGCAUUGAAUUGGCUAAAACCUAAAAAACAAGUAGAGUCAGAGGCAGAACAACCUACAGAUGAUACUCAAAAUGAAUUUUUAAAAUUAAAAGUUAUUCCAAGUGGGAAAAGCUUAGCUUCUGCUGGCAAUAAAGUACAAACAGUUGGUGAUUUUUUAAAUUCUAGAGACAUUAAUAAUUUAAAGGAUACUAGUAAUAAUCAAAAUAAUGAGACCGACAAAAAUAACGCGAAAAAUGGUGGAAGUAUUGCUAUGAAUGCCUUGUUAAAUAAAAUGAGGAAUGAAAAUAGGAGUAAGUUGAAUAAUAAUCAUAAACCAGACAAUUACAAUAAUUCUACUUCCGCUAAGAAAAAGAAAUCUACUAAGUCAUCUUCUGCUUCAUCUCAAGCCCAUCAAAUCGAUUCAGACUCAGAUUCAGAUUCAGAUAGAGAAGCUAGAAAAUCAAGAUCAGUCAAAACCAACCUUAAAGUAAACAAGGUUGGCAAGAAAGGGGCUCGACCGUUUUAA